Molecule: messenger RNA, 6719 nt
Organism: Parasteatoda tepidariorum (common house spider)
Lineage: Eukaryota; Metazoa; Arthropoda; Arachnida; Araneae; Theridiidae
Product: low-density lipoprotein receptor-related protein 4
Biological process (GO): receptor-mediated endocytosis
Cellular component (GO): apical plasma membrane; plasma membrane; signaling receptor complex
Molecular function (GO): calcium ion binding; hormone binding; protein binding
Source: RefSeq, a predicted model, not a curated record
AAAGUGUACGGGAGGAGAAAAAAAAAGAUUAAAGGGUGGUAAAAACAUUAAGAUGUGAUGCGAUGUGUCGAUUUCAAAAUUCGCAAUUCAUUUUCCUCAUCCUUCUACUUUUGGCGUCAUAUAACACAAAGGGUGUUGCAGCAAGGGGAACGGCAUGUAGUUGCAGCGUGAACCACUUCGCUUGUACCACACCCUUAUAUGGCAAUUGCACGUGCAUUCCUGUUAGAUGGAGAUGUGACUCUGACGAUGAUUGUGGGGACGGUAGUGACGAAAUUGACUGUGAUGCAGCUGCAUGUUCACGUGACAUGUUUAUGUGCAACAGUGGGAAAUGCAUCAUCACAUCCUGGUGGUGUGACGGCGAAAAUGACUGUGGAGAUUAUUCCGACGAAACUGAUUGCAGUCCAAGGAAUUGUUCUAAAAAGGAAUUCCCAUGUGCCAACGGACGCUGCAUCCCAUCUGAUUGGCGGUGCGACGGAACCAAUCAGUGUGGAGAUAACAGUGACGAAGAUUGCUCUGCUCAGUCUUGUGCUUCAAAUGAGUUCCGCUGCAAUGACGGUGGUUGCAUCAUAAUGGAUUGGACAUGUGACGGAAGCGUAGAUUGCCAGGAUGGGUCAGAUGAAGAUGGAUGCCAUGAAGAUAACCAGCAAACAUGUCCACCCAAUCAACUGAAAUGCGUCAACAGCAGAUGUGUGUCAGAGUCUUAUAUAUGUGACGGUGACAAUGAUUGUGGGGACUGGACAGAUGAAAGCAAAUGUCCGGGGGAGGCAGCGUGCAGGGAUAGGGAAUUUCGAUGCGAUGACGGAUUAUGUAUCAAUGUUGAUUGGAAAUGCGACGGAGAAAAUGACUGUGAUGACAUGUCAGAUGAAAAGGAUUGUCAAAUGCCAGAAUGUGGUGAAGAGGAAUUCCAGUGCAGAGCUGGUAGGUGCAUCAAAAGACAGUGGCGCUGUGAUGGAGAAUUCGAUUGCGCUGACAACAGCGAUGAAGAUGGAUGUGCUGCUGAUGAAUGUGCAGCUGGACAAUUUCGAUGCAAUGACGGUUCUUGCAUCAGUCAGUUGCAUGUUUGCAACGGAGAGUACGAAUGUCCAGAUGGAUCAGAUGAGUUGGAAAACAGAACGUGCAAAACGGGAUCACCAUGUCGAGAGGACGGGUUCCCAUGCCAACAUUUGUGCCUUUCGACUUCAACUGGACCAAGAUGCGCCUGCAAACACGGAUAUCACCUUGCUCUGGACAGGAGAUCCUGUAGAGAUAUUGAUGAAUGUCAAGUGGAAGGAACCUGUAGUCAAUUUUGUGAGAACACCGUUCCUGGUUAUAAGUGUACCUGUGUUGAAGGUUACAGACUUGGAACAGAUAAAAGAAAGUGCAAAGCAACAGGUCCUGAUCCAUACUUAAUGUAUGCAAACAGAGCUGACAUAAGGAUAGUGUCACUAUCGAGCAUGGAUCCACCAUCAAAAGUAUUAAGUGGUUUACAGAAUGCCAUAGCUGUCGAUUUCCAUUAUGAAAGUGGACGCAUAUUUUGGUCCGAUAUAACUACCGAUGUGAUACGAUCUGCAUACUUUAAUGGCUCAGGAGUGGCCGAUGUGAUUACCUAUGGCCUAACAAGUCCUGCGGGUCUAGCUGUCCAUUGGCCAUUAGAGAAAAUAUUAUGGACUGAUUCAGGCACUUCAAGAAUUGAAGUUGCAGCAUUUGAUGGGUCGAUGAGGAGAGUUUUAAUUUGGAAAAAUUUGGAAAAACCGCGGGCUAUAGUAGUUAACCCGGAAGAAGGAACACUCUACUGGACUGAUUGGGGAAGUCGACCCAGAAUAGAAAAGGCUAUGCUGGACGGAAGUGAAAGGAAAGCUAUUGUGGAUACUUCUCUGUUUUGGCCGAAUGGUUUAACAAUAGAUUAUCCAUCUCAAAGAUUAUAUUGGGCUGAUGCUAAGCAUCAUGUCAUUGAGACUUCAGCCUUAGAUGGAAGUGGACGAAAAAGAGUUAUUGAGAAAGAAUUGCCUCAUCCCUUUGCCAUAACUGUGUUUGAAGAUCAUUUAUUUUGGACUGACUGGCAAACUAAAAGUAUUCAUCGGGCGAAUAAGUUCACGGGGAGAAAUGCAACUACGCUUCAUACUAAACUGCAUUUUCCUAUGGACAUUAUAGUUGUGCAUCCGUUAAGACAACCCGCAGUUCGAGAUCCUUGUGCAGAAGACAAUGGUGGUUGCAGUCAUUUAUGCAUGCCCAAUAAUGUAUCAUAUACUUGUCUGUGUACUGUGGAAGCACCAGUGCAAGUUGAUGAAAAAACUUGUUCCAAAGAAUGGUCGUCAUUUUUAAUCUUCACGCGUCGUACAGACGUACGCUGGCUCUGCCUAGACUGUGAGGAUGACGCUGAUGUCGUAUUUCCUUUCCGUAAUAUCAGCAGCGCUGGUGCUUUGGAUUUUGAUGCAGAAACCGAAACCAUCUACUGGUCAGACAUCACAAACGAUACGAUUUCAAGAUCUAACAUCAAUGGAUCCCAUCAACAGGUAGUGAUCAAAAAUACAUUGGAAAGCCCAGAUGGACUAGCAAUUGAUUGGAUAACGCGAAAACUUUACUGGACAGACUCAGGAACUCACAGAAUCGAAGUGUCCAAUCUCGAUGGAGCCAUGAGGACAAUCCUCAUUUGGGAAAGUCUUGGCAAACCACGGGACAUCGUUGUCGAUCCAACAUCAGGAUUUAUGUACUGGACCGACUGGGGCGAUUAUCCGAAAAUCGAACGUUCUGGGAUGGAUGGAUCACAGAGGACAGUGGUCAUUGACCGAAAUCUUACUUGGCCGAAUUGCCUUGCUAUAGACCAGGAGAGAAAAAAACUGUAUUGGACAGACGCUGGAACGAGGACAAUAGAAAUGGUUGAUUAUGAUGGCAGAAAUAGACAAGUUCUUAUUAGCCUGGCUUUGCCUCAUCCUUUUGGUUUAGCCUUGUAUGGAGAUUCCAUUUAUUGGACAGAUUGGACUGAACAUAAUAUUCAGAGCGCAAAUAAAGUGUCUGGAAAAGAUAGAAAAAUAAUAUUUCAAGGAUUAGAAAUUUUAUUGGAUGUACAUGUUUUCCACCGCCAAAGACCGAAUGUAACUAAUGAAUGCAAGACAAAUAACGGAGGAUGCAGUCAUUUGUGUCUAAUGGCCCCAAAGCCAGCUGGAUUUGCGUGUAAAUGUCCCACUGGAAUAUUGCUUCAAAGUGAUAAAAAGACUUGCGCUAAAGGGAUGAAGAAUUUCCUGAUCAUGGCGAAAAGAACAGAUAUUCGAAAAAUAUCCCUAGAUGUCCCGUACACGGCAGAUGUUGUUCUCCCCAUAAGUAAUUUGCAUAACGUCAUUGCCUUGGAUGUCGACACGAAAGGAGAGAAAAUAUACUUAUCUGAUACAGAUAAAGACAGAAUUCAAAGUUCAGAUCUGGAUGGCUCUCGAAUAGAACAUAUUAUAACUAAAGGUCUUGGCUCGGUUGAUUUUUUGGCUGUGGACUCAAUUGGUCGAAAGUUGUAUUGGACAGACGAUCAACGUAAAUGCAUUGAAGUAUCGGAAUUAGACGGUUCACACAGAAAAGUCUUGAUUUGGAGCAACUUAGACAGCCCCAGAGCUAUUGCUCUGCACUAUGAACCUGGUUUUAUGUACUGGACUGACUGGGGUAACAAACCACGGAUUGAGAGAUCAGAAAUGGAUGGUGGUAAGAGAGUGAUCAUCAUAUCGGACACACUGGGAUGGCCAAAUGGUUUAACUAUUGAUAAAGAAAAUGCCCAACUUGUAUGGGCUGAUGCUCGAAGACAUGUCAUCGAGGCAUGUAAUUUGGAUGGCCAUCAUCGUCGAAUCUUGGUCAGCGACGUCCCCCACCCUUACGGCAUAGCAGUGACAGCUCGCUACAUUUACUGGACUGACUGGUCAGAGCGAUCCAUACUCCGUGCAAACAAACACACGGGGAAGAACAUGGUCAAUGUUUGUGCAAAUCUGCCUAAUCUUAUGGACAUGCACAGCAUAAAGCUCAACGAGACCGGUGUGAAUAAAUGUGAACAGCAUAACGGUGGUUGCAGUCAUUUGUGCCUAAGGACAUCCUUAGGAUAUUCCUGUGCUUGUCCAACAGGGAUUCGUUUACAGGACAACGAACAGACAUGUGAAGAAGCUCCAUCUACUUUUCUUCUAUUUGCGAAUCGAGAAAGCGUGCGCCGAAUAUCAUUGGAUACUACGGAAAAUAUGGACGUAUAUUUACCAAUCCAUGAAACUUACAACACAGUAGCUGUGGACUUCGACUACCAAGAGAAAAGCAUCUACUACUCUGAUGUAAAGCUUGACGUAAUACGUUGUGCCAAUUGGAAUGGUUCGAAUGUGAAGACAAUCAUAUCUAGUGAUUUAGUGACAGCUGAUGGAUUAGCGUUGGAUUGGGUUGCCAAAAAUCUCUACUGGGCUGAUAGUGGGAGAAACAUCAUCGAAGUAUCUCGAUCAGAUGGAACUUGCAGAAAAGUUUUGAUUGAUAUCGAUUUGGAUGAGCCGCGGGCAAUAGUUGUGUUUCCUAGAAAAGGUUAUCUUUUCUGGUCUGAUUGGGGCAAACCUCCCAAAAUCGAAAGAGCUUACUUAGAUGGCAGUUCUCGUCGGGUCAUAGUGGCCACUGACUUGGGAUGGCCGAAUGGACUGACCAUUGAUUAUGAAGCCCGUCGCCUUUAUUGGGUCGAUGCUCAACUGGACCGCAUUGAGUCAUCAGAUUUGAGUGGCAAACAUCGUGUUCAACUGGUACAGGAUGUAUCGCAUCCUUUUGGAUUAACGUUGUUUGGGCCACAUUUGUACUGGACAGAUUGGCAUACAAAGUCUAUUGAAAGAGUGGAUAUAGAAGGAGGUAGGAAUAGAAUAGUAAUUAGAGACAACAUUGAAUACCUCAUGGAAAUAAAAAUGGUUGCCUUGUCCAGACAAACAGGUAACAACCCGUGUGGCGAACUAAAUGGAGGAUGCAGUCAUCUGUGCCUCUUUCGACCCCACGGGCACGUCUGUGCUUGUCCGUCCUAUCCUGAUAGCCGACCCUGCUCCACGGUGCCUGGUGAAAUAUUACCUGAGCCAACCAAAGUUGCUGACUCAGAUGAGGUGGCUACUUUAAUAGAAUCUUCAGUGCCUACUGCAAUGCCUGCAAAUAAUAACAGUACACGAUGUACUGAAGUAGAUGUCUUAAAUGGACGCUGCCAUCUAGGUUUCACUCCACAUGAUCCUAUACUACAAACUGCUUACAUAGCUUUAAGUGUUUUACUUCUACUAGUAGGGAUUGUUUUAAUAAUAGCUCUUAUUUUUUGGAAAAAGAAUAAAAAACGUCGGAAUGAAGAGUUAGAAUCGACUCUUACAUUUUCAAACCCAACAUACAGUGCCUCUAGUGGGGAUGUCUUGCCAAAUGAUAGAAAAAUAUGGCCGUGGAAAAACCAGCAUAGAAGGGAUAAAAAGCAGGCUAGAAUGACUCCCGGUGUUUGCAAAGAAGGCAAACUCAAUAACCUCGAAGUAUCCGCCCUUGUGAGCCAUAACAAAAAACUUUCGAGCUUAGAAGUCCUCCACCCUCCGGCUCCUCCGCAGAGGAUAGACAGCAGGCAUAGCUUUGUAGCCCUCGGAGCCAGUCCCUGCAAGGCCCAUCAUCUGCCCAUUGCCGGACACAGUCCCAUGAAAUACAGAACUGUGGAAACAGACAUAUGAAAAAACAAAACACAGCAAAAGAAUCCAUUCCUAUAUUAUGAAGUCAUCACAAGCCUUGGGCAACGAUCAGCAGAUUCACCGCCUUCAAGCCACGUGAAAGCACUAAUAUUGAGGAUAUAUAUAUAAACAAGAGCAUUUGCUACUUGAAUAUAAAUAUGAAAUCAACCACGUCAUACUUUUAUCAUAAUGAUAAUUACCUUUAUUGCAUUGACAUAUGAAAGAUAAUUUACAAAUGCGGUUUAAGGAUUAAAUAUUUAAAUUACCUGUUUCUGAAUACCUUGUAAAGAGUUUGGAUGGUUGUACUAGUUUAUUAUAUACGAAAAAUUAUACAAAAAAGUUCUUGUUUUUGCCCCAAAAUACUUUGUGAAGCUAUUGAAAAUUGUUCUUGAUUUUUCUAGAGUAACAUUACUUAAACAUAUUUUUGUUUAUGGAAAUGUUAGAAAAAAUUGCUUAUAUUCCCAAAUGCCUUGCAAAGUUAAAAAUGUCUAUGCUUGUUUUAUUUGAAAAUUAUAUUAAAAAAAUGAUUUUUAAAAAAAUUCAUUGUUUGAAUGAUAAAAUAAUGAUGAUGUAAGACAUUGAAAUUUCUGGUGUACAGUGAGACGUUUGUUAACUUUAGAAACUCGUAGUGAAACAAAUAAAUCGGAUUUGUACUGAUAAUGAAAGUGAUAUAAAUUCUAUAAAAUUGUUAAUUUUUGAAAAUGCUUUAAUUCUGUAGUGUAUUAUAAUGUGUUAAUGUUAGAAUAAUUAAAAAAUCUUAAUUACUUCCUAACAAUAGUUAUUAAUUCAUUAAGUUAAUUUCAGAACAUUUUUGCCAUACAUUAGUUGCAAAUCGACAUUAAAUAUUAUUGUAGACGUUUCUUAUUUUCCUACAAUUUCUUUAAAUUGCAGUUUUAAGCAAUGUAACGUAUUGAACACCCCUUAAAAUUAAAAAAGAAUUAGGGUUACACCUGAGUAUAAUGCUAAAGUAUAUGAUUAUAUGAAUAUAAUGCUGCAAAAGUUAUUCGAAUGUUUUUUAAAGAAAUGUUUAUACACUUUUCAAUUAAAUUUGUAAGUUUUAUCUAAAUU